AUGAGAGCAACGCUAAUUCCUGUUGUGCUCGUCCUGGCCGCUGCCUGCAUCUGUGCCAAAGAGGAGCCCCCGGCCCUCCAGCUCGAGGUCCCCACCGAAACCCGGUCCCGCUUCGCCGCCCUGGACGACGUGCGUCUCCUGGCGAACGGCCUCCUCCAGCUGGGCCAGAGCCUGCGGGAGUUCGUGCAGAAGACCAAGGGGCAGAUCAACGACAUCUUCCAGAAGCUCAACAUCUUCGACCGCUCCUUCUACCAGCUGUCGGUGCUGGCCAGCGAGAUCAAGGAGGAGGAAGAGGAGCUGAAGAAGACCACCGUGGUGCUGAAGGCCAACAACGAAGAGAUCAGGGGCCUGUCCGAGGAGAUCAGCUCCAAGAUGGACAGCAUCCUGCAGGAGAAGAGCCGGCUGCAGGAAAAGGUGGAGGGCCUGGAGGAGAAGCUGAGGAGCCUGUCGCACGGCCUGGUGACGAGCGAACAGGUGGCAGAGAUCAACGGCCUUCGGGGGGUGAUCCACAGCCAGGAGCAGAGCAUCGGUGAGCUGCUGAAGGCCGUGAGGGAGCAAAGCGACCAGCUCAACCACCAGAGGUCCAAGAUCAAGAUCCUGGAGGAAAAACUUACGGCCAACGCGUUAGCCCAGGACACCAUGGAGAGGAUCCCGGAAAUCUUCAACGCCGAAGCGCCAACGCUCACCCCCUACCUGACCCCGAGCUCCACCGAUAGCGCCAGAACGAUGAAUCUGCCACCGGACUGCAGCGAGCUGUUCAACAGAGGAGAGCGAGUGAGCGGCGUCUACGCCAUCAAACCCAACGGAUCGGAACCCUUCAUGGUCUUUUGUGACAUGAGCAAAGACCACGGAGCAACGGUCAUCCAGCGAAGACGGGACGGUUCGGUGAAUUUCGAUCAAACCUGGGAGACGUAUGAAAACGGAUUCGGAGAUUUUCAUGGAGAGUUUUGGCUGGGUCUCAGGAAGAUUCACUCUCUAGCCUGUCAGGGCAACUCUGUCCUUCACAUCCAGCUGGAAGACUGGAAACAGGACAAACGCUUCAUUGAAUACAGAUUUCACCUUGAUGGUCCUCGGAACAACUACACCAUUCACCUCACGCAUCUGUCUGGAAAUCUGCCUGACUCCAUGAGCAACCACACGGGGAUGAUGUUCUCCACCAAGGACAGGGACAACAGCAACCACCAGGACUCAAACUGUGCCCACCAGCAAGCAGGUGGAUGGUGGUUCAACACCUGCGGAGACGCCAACCUGAACGGGAGAUACUUCCACAUGAGACCAAAGUGGCGCUCAGAACGCAGGAGAGGGAUCCAGUGGAAGUUGGGCCGAAAGGGCUCCUACUCCCUCAAGUUCACCCAGAUCUCUGUCCGUCCCGUGGCCUCCCCCAGCAUUGCCUCCUCUUCCUUCGAGCCAAGCGUCUUUCUCUGAUCCCGGACCGGCGUCAUCCAGUAAAAGUUCUCAGCACAAACCUGCAAUAAACUGCAGCCUCUUCAGGAAAGCCUUGGCGGUGCUUCAUGUGGGCAGCCAUGGUUUCAGGACAGGCUUUGGCAGAGAGGAGGACGUUUCCUCCGAGUGUCUCAGUAGAUUAAAAUCAGUCAUACAGGACACUAACUAAGCUUCUGAGGUCUGCUGUGUGCUAAACUCCCCGUGGCCAGGAUGUUGUGCAUGCAUGAAGGAACCUCAAAACACAUUGCAAAACGUAAUAUACACUGAAAUUCAGCUGGCUCACAUCCCGGCAUAAACUACAGCUCACAUACUUCCUGGUCAGAGAUUAUAGAGAAGAAUUCCAAUCAUAUGAGCAGCUUUCAUAUUGGGUCACAUUGACUCUCGGUGGGAUGGUUCCCAACAUUUGGGGCGGGACCCCUUGAAGGUCUAACGAGGAAGGGAAUAACAAGAUAUGACAGACAGCAGAACAUACUUGUCUACAUAACAUAGCUUUUCUUUAUUUGGUUCUUUGUCUUGAGAGAAAAAGGAAACCUGUUGAAAUUUGUCGACUCUUUUGUCCCCGAAAUAUUAUUUAAACAUAACAUAACUGCAUCUAAAAAUUACUAACUGUUCCGCUUGGUGUUGGUCGGCAACUGCAAAGUCUACCUGAAGCACUGUGAUUUGAAACAUAGAAAUAAUUAAUACAUGCAUAAACCAACACAGAGUCUUAAUCAGUGUGUAUGGUGCAAAGAAAACAGAAAACAAGCAGCCAUGUGGCACAAGUCACCUGAUAUUUAAAAUCUGCCACCUAGACAUACAACACUUGAAAAACAAAUUAAAAGAAAAAGUGGCAUCUUCUAUAUUUAUAUUUGUGGUGGAAGACAGCCAAAAAAAAGGCUUUAAAGACAACAAAUUACACAUCGUUAGCCCAAGAACCAAUUCAUUAUUCAAGACGGCAUCUGAAAACAGAAUUUUUUUGGCAUAAUUGGUUUAAAAGUUAAUUAAUAUAGUUAAUCAAAUAGUAUGAUAGUUACUGAUUCAUAUUGUGUUUGUUCAUUUCACUCUGAAAUGUGGCAAAAGGCCCCACAUGCACAUUUCUUCAUGUUGUUGUGGUCUAAAGGUAGCGACAGUUGGUAUGGAUCGUACUCAUUCUCAGUUUGUAUAUAUUUACUGUAUUUUAUGUAACUGACUGCAAAUAAUUUCAUUUCUGCGUCGAUUUCCCAACGAGAAGAACUUACUGUAUGUCUCUUUUGUACUUUGUUAUUUUGGGUUCUACUUGUUGCUGGCUUGUGGUUCUGAUCAGACAAAAUCAAGCAGAGUUGUGUCAUCCUGAAACCACUUUAUUGUGAUGCCAAACUAAAUGAAUGACUGAUGCAUGCUGUUGCCACACACUAAAACUCUCUGAAUGUUGCACUGUGAGGGUGUUUGCGCCAAACUCUUUUGUACUGUGUCGCUUAAUAAACUCUAGAGGGCAGCGUUGCACCGUCUCGUGCGGCCCUCUUCCUCUGUGACU
Molecule: messenger RNA, 2935 nt
Organism: Stegastes partitus (bicolor damselfish)
Lineage: Eukaryota; Metazoa; Chordata; Actinopteri; Pomacentridae
Product: angiopoietin-related protein 3-like
Exons: 7
Coding region: 1-1425 (474 amino acids)
Biological process (GO): fibrinolysis; blood coagulation; positive regulation of heterotypic cell-cell adhesion
Cellular component (GO): fibrinogen complex
Molecular function (GO): protein-macromolecule adaptor activity; extracellular matrix structural constituent
Source: RefSeq, a predicted model, not a curated record